AUGCCUGGCCAGCAGCCCAUUAUCAGUGCAAAGUCAUCACUGACACUGGCUGCAAAACCUUCAGCAAUAUCAGCUGAGGUGCUUUUCAGAAAGUGUGCAGGAAAUGUCCAGCCAGGUGCUGCCAGUGUGUUGCUGUCUUGUGUGGGUCUGUGUAGUUUUGUCCUCCACUCCUGGGUUUGUGUAUUGCUUUAUUUCACACAUGUGGAAUACUGGCCUCCCUCUCAGUACAUCCUCUGGGAUAAACUCUGUGUCAUGGCUUCUCUACUGCUUGUUUUCAAUUUGCUGGUAAAUCUGGGAGAAAUAUUCACAUACUCCAGUUUAAUUUCACUGGGAAUUCUCUUGACCAUCCCAGCGAGUGCAGUUGUAGAUGCAUUUGUGACUGAAACUCUGCAAAUGAGCCAUGAGCGAGCGGCUGCAGCCGGAAUCAUCUCAGCAGGGUAUCUCAUGCUGCAGCUUCCAGAAAACUGGGACGACAGCACUUUGCACUGGCUCAGCACACUGUGGCAUGGAAACUGGCGAGAGGACAAUAUAGCUGAGGAGACUGUAAUGGACACUGCUAGGAUUACAAGAGCAAAACCCAAACCAGCUGUAAUGACACUCAACUGAGCAGACUAGAUUUUGAUUUAAGUGUUGGUGUGAUAACAUCAUAAAAUCUUUUGU
Cyprinus carpio (common carp) is the source of this 660-nucleotide messenger RNA. RefSeq names its product solute carrier family 35 member F4-like. NCBI's taxonomy places the organism in Eukaryota, Metazoa, Chordata, Actinopteri, Cypriniformes, Cyprinidae. The transcript is spliced from 4 exons. Bases 1 to 606 code for a protein of 201 amino acids. The record is from RefSeq and is a predicted model, not a curated record.